UAGUACCUGUCCCUCUAGAGGGGACAAUAUUAUUCUUGAUGCAAUGUUUGCGCCAAAGAGACUGUUAUGGAAAUUCUAUUUUGCGGCCCAAAAGCCAUUUAUUGUAUUAUAUAGGGCUACGGGAUUUAUCCAUGAUGAAAGAUCCCCUUUCCUCCUGUCAAGUGGCGCGGCAUCUUCCCCGGAAUGGAGCAACAAUACCUCAAUCUCCCCAAGCCCCAGGGGUGUAUUUAAAUUUCCCUUAUAUACAUCGUUCGUAUCACCAAUGUACCCCGUACUACAUAACAUUACAGUACUACUAUUGAAACGUGGUUUCCCUCUCCUCCUCCUCCUCCUCCUCCUUGGCUUGGGUCUGCGGCCUCGCUUUUCAUCCUUGUUGCUACGACUUCCAUCUCAAACAAUCAAGCCUUCUGUAUCUCUUGACCUUCUUGUUGUUCUGGACCUCAGCCUCUUCUGUUUCACUUUCCCUCCCGUUCGUGGCCUGUCUGGCCUUUCCGUGGUUGGCCGAGAGUCAAACCCGCACAUCUGAUCUCAUCGCCGCCUGUCCACCUUCCACUUUCGAAACUUGUUCGCUCGUAUGGCCACAUCGGGCUCAUCGUCAUCAAUUUAUUUUAUACCCGCUGGGCCUCUUUCACCAUAGACUGCAUCUGCGCUACAACUGAUGUUGCAUUGUCUUCGAUCAAUCUAUGUUGGAUUUCUCCCACUCUCUUCGC
Aspergillus ochraceoroseus IBT 24754 is the source of this 710-nucleotide messenger RNA. RefSeq lists its product as uncharacterized. The coding region runs from base 44 to 526 and encodes 160 amino acids. The transcript has a single exon. The record is from RefSeq and is a predicted model, not a curated record. NCBI's taxonomy places the organism in Eukaryota, Fungi, Ascomycota, Eurotiomycetes, Eurotiales, Aspergillaceae.